UAUGUUACGUACUCAUCCCUGGUGCUUAUCCGGCACCUGUCAAAUCAAAGAAAAAUGAAAACAUUGUUUGAUAUUAACGUACAGUUUUGACACUCGGCUAUGUCAAAAGUCAUUUAAGAAGAAUAUUAAUGUUAAAAUGAGCGCAAUGUACUUGUCUGGAAGAAAGUACAAAGUGAUUAGUAGUUGGGGAAUUUUUGCAUUAAUUAUACAUUUAAUUCUUUUAUGGGGUGUCUUGGAUAUCAAUUUUCAUUCUCCAAUAAUACAAAAUUUGUCAAGAAUAUCAGUUACCGAAAAUGGACCAGCGAAAAGAAUUUUAAUUUUUGUAGCUGACGGUCUACGGUUUCGUACAUUUUGGGAUAAUCGUCCACCUUAUUUAAGUGAUAUAAUUAGGUCAAAUGGAGUUUCUGGAAUUUCUCACACUAGAAUGCCUACAGAAUCUCGACCUGGAAAUAUAGCAAUUGUAGCAGGUCUUUAUGAAGAUCCGAGCGCUCUUUUUAAGGGUUGGAAGGAAAACCCUGUAGAUUUUGAUUCCGUUUUUAAUCAAAGUUAUCUCACAUGGGGAUGGGGCAGUCCAGAUAUUAUAUCUCUAUUUUCAAAAGGCAACAGUGAAAAUUUUAUUGGAAAAAGUUAUUCUGCCAGUUGGCAAGAUUUUGAUCCCUCAUCGUCAACCAUCAGACUGGAUUCUUGGGUAUUUGAACAGUUUCUUCAAUGGUUAGAUCAUGAUGCACUUACUGUUAAAGAAAAAGAUAAAAUUAUAAUUUUCCUUCAUCUUUUGGGAUGCGAUACUGCCGGUCACAGUAGUAAGCCGCACUCUAGUGCUUAUAUUGAUAAUAUAAAAUAUGUGGAUAAAAGAAUACAAGAAAUUGUUCAUAAAACUGAACACUAUUUUGGAUCAGGAAGCACAGCCUAUUUGUUUACAUCAGAUCAUGGAAUGACUGACUGGGGAUCACAUGGAAGUGGUUCCAAGGAUGAAACAGAAACACCUUUUAUUGUUUGGGGUGCUGGAGUUGCUAACAAUUCUACUCGUCAAGAAAUUGAACAAGCAGAUUUAACUCCUUUAAUUUCAUCUCUUUUAGGAAUAUCAGUUCCUGUUAAUAAUGAGGGAAUUUUAAAACUGCAGCUCCUCUCUUCUAAAAACAAAGAAUAUGGAGUUCGUGCGCUGCUUGGAAAUAUAAAACAAUUAGCAUUGCAAGUAGAGGCAAAUCGUGAACUUAGUCUUGGUACAACUAAAAUUAGAACAAAUUGGAGGGAGAAACAACUUAAUGAAAAUAUUCGGAAGAUUGAAACUUUACUAAGCGAGGGAAAAAUUGAAGAAAGCAUUGUUGAAGGAGAAAAAACUGUAUUAUUAGCAAAAGAGUCUUUAAAUUAUUUUCGCCAGUAUCAGAGAAAUCGACUUAUCAUCUAUUUAACUUUAAUGUGGCUUGGGUGGAUUACUUUGUUGUUUUUAAAAAUUACUGCAAAGUCCAAACAAAAUCAUCAAUCAUUUAAAUUAUAUGUAUUGAAAUUGUCUUUCGGUUUUGCACUUUUUCUAUUACUUGCUGAGUAUAUAGUAUUUGGAUAUAAAGAUCAACGUAUAUUAGGAUACGGAAUAUUAUCAAUUGUUUCUAUAUGGUUAGCAAUUUGGCAAUUCAUUAGUACAUCAACCUUUUUGAGAAUAAGGAGUACAAAAUUUCUUUCUUUUGGCGUAAUAAUGAUUGCAGUACUAAUUUUAAUUAUGUUUGCUGGAUUAACAUAUAGAAUUUUUUUUACAUUUGCCAUGUUUUAUACUACUUUAUUGCACAAAAUAUUAUUGAAAGGAGGAAAUUUAUGGUUUUUUAUGACUGGAUUAAUUUUAGCCGUAUUUCCAUCUUUGCCAGUUGUUGAAUCUGAACCACGAAUUAUUGUUGUAUUAAUGACCUUAUGUUUACUUGGUCUAAUAUCUUUUAAAAGAAAAACAUCAGGGAAAAUAAAAUGUUUGGAAAUUAUGCGACUUUUACUAACUGGAUUAGUAUAUAUUGAAUUCUUAGAUGGUCGGUCUUGGAUAUCAUGGCUAAUUUUAUUUAGUACUCCUAUAUGUAUUUGGAUAUAUCCUCCAGAAUUUAAUGAAAUGAUUAUGGGAGUUACUGUACAUUUAUCUUGUCCUCUUGUUUUACUUUCUACAUCAUAUGAACCUUUAUUCUUUUUGGUUCUUGCAUUUCACUUUCGUUGUUGGCCAGUCGAAUGGGAACAAACAGAUUUAAAAGAUAAUACAACACAUAUAGCUAUGCAAGAUUUGGUUAACGCUGUUUCAUUGAUGUUGUACACAUUGCUGUGCUUUUUCGGUACAGGAAAUAUGGCAAGCAUUAGUUCUUUUGAUCCAAGAUGGACAAGACAUUUUGUUACUGUAUUUUCACCAUUUACAAUGUUUACGCUUAUUUUAUUGAAAAUAAUGAUACCAUUGAUAUUAGUUGGCUGUGCAAGUCGUGCAUUUGCAUCAUCUACAGUAUUUGCAGGAGUGCUUCUUCUUGGCAAUUGUCUAACUUUGCCACUUAUAUAUGGAGUCACAAAUCAAGGAAGUUGGUUGGAUAUUGGCAGUGCCAUUAGUAGAUUUAUAAUAGCUCUCACUUUACCAUGUUCUGUAUUCAUUUUGUAUUACUUGUCUUAUGUUUUUAUAUCCUUACGUUUAUCAGACACUUUAAAAAGUGCCUUCAAAAAGGCCUCACAGAGUGUUUAAAAAAUUUUUAAUUUGAAAAAUAAUUAAUUACAAUCAAAGAAAUAUUUUGUUCAUACGAGACUGUUACUGCGAUGUAGUAUUAAAAUAUUUCUAAUGAUCUCUGUAAAUAAAUCAUUGAUUAUAAAAUUAAGACAAAUGUCCCUCUGUAUAUAAUUCAAGUAAUACGGUGUGUUUUCGACUUCAUGCUACGAGCACAAAGAGGUUUCAAAAUGUAUACUUAUUUUAAUAUUAAAGUAUUUUUUGAAACAGGAAUUAUAUUUAUUAUUAAAAAAAUAUAUAUGAAUUUACACCACACGAGACCGGGUUGAAGGCUGCGUGGGUUUAAGAGAAUUAAUUUUAUUAAAACUUUGUCAAGCGCCAGUCGGUAUUUGAAAGCUCAAUCGACGACUUCACUUAUGGGUAAUCUUAAAUACGUCGAUUGAUUUCAAAGCGUACUCCCAAAUCAAUAACUUUCUGAUCUUAUUAGGCAGAUUUGAUUUGUCGUCAAAUUCGGCGUUUCAGUUUGUAUCGUAGCCUACGGCUCCGCAGAUACUACAAAAGCCUGGAAGAUAAGACAAAUAGCACUCUCUGAAUUGGCAAUUUAUGCAUCCUGGUAUCGUCUGCUUGGCGACCUGCGUGACAUUAGUUUGGGUUGAAUGAUCAACCAUUUUUUACUCUCUUUUAGCUACCAAAAAAUUAGCUCUCUUAAGAAUCAAGUCGCGUAGAAGCUCCUGGCUGAUGAUUCUAUUGUCGACAAAAUAUAAAUGUUGCUGAGCACCCUCCGGAUUUAACAAUUCAAGCAUUGAAAGAGAUGUUCUCGUUGACUUAGAUAUCUGCAUAGGAUGAUCAUUGUUGACGAUUCUUCUCCUCUUCAAAAUUCUUAGUCUGAAUUUGUCCUGAUGUAACCCUUUCAAUCUUUUUCAAUUUUAGUUGUGUGGGCUUCCAAUUACGCAACUCUGACAAAAUUGAAUCGUGGUAUUCUGAAAUACCUUCAUCAUAUCUUCCAGAUGACGGUAACAUGCUGCAAACAGUUGACGCCACUGAUUUUGUGUCAUCGAAGUCAUAAAGAAAUUCCUCAAUUGCUUACGAAGAAGUUCGAGGAGGUAAAGCUCUUCAGAAUUUCUCUUGUUCGAAAGCAGUUUCUAACUCACGCCUUUGAGUUUCGAAACCUUUCUGUAAAGAUGUCAUUGCUUGCUCCUUUGCCAGAUUUAUCAAUUAAUUCAAUCGUUGUCGAACCAAGGACCUUACCAACGAAAGCAGGACAUAGAUAUUUAUAAGCUAACUUUGCUUAAUAAUUUUGGAACUUGUUACUUAACUUUUUAUUUGGGUAGUAAACCACCAUUCCUUUUUUCAACUCAA
Molecule: messenger RNA, 4030 nt
Organism: Leptopilina boulardi
Lineage: Eukaryota; Metazoa; Arthropoda; Insecta; Hymenoptera; Figitidae
Gene: PIG-N
Product: GPI ethanolamine phosphate transferase 1
Exons: 8
Coding region: 137-2692 (851 amino acids)
Biological process (GO): GPI anchor biosynthetic process
Cellular component (GO): endoplasmic reticulum membrane
Molecular function (GO): mannose-ethanolamine phosphotransferase activity
Source: RefSeq, a predicted model, not a curated record